Wasmannia auropunctata (little fire ant) is the source of this 694-nucleotide messenger RNA. Its product is annotated as pupal cuticle protein Edg-91-like. The record is from RefSeq and is a predicted model, not a curated record. Bases 69 to 557 code for a protein of 162 amino acids. The transcript is spliced from 3 exons. Lineage: Eukaryota; Metazoa; Arthropoda; Insecta; Hymenoptera; Formicidae.
UGCCUGACCGAUUUUCUCAUCAUCAUUCGGCACUGAAUACCCUUAGCAACACGACUAGUAUCGGUAGAAUGUCAAGGAGCCUCCUAUUCGUUGCGCUGCUCAUUGCAGUUGCAGUUGCAUUACCGGCGACUGCCCCGCAAUUUCAAGAUCUUCAAAGGAUAGUAAAAUCAGCCGAGCCGGAACCUAUUCGUCUUAAACGUAGUUAUGGUGGAUAUGGCGGUGGUUUCGGCGGCGGAUACGGUGGUGGUUUUCACGGUCAUCACGGUUUUGGAGGCCACCGAGGAUUCGGAGGAUCACACUAUCCCGGAGGAUCACACUAUCCUGGAGGUUCAAUCUAUCCCGGAGGAUCGCAUUAUCCCGGAGGAUUGCAUUAUCCCGGAGGAUCGCACUAUCCUGGAGGUUUUGGAGGAGGAUGCAGAGGAGGAUGUGGAGGAGGAUCACACUUUCCUGGUUCCUUUGCCAACAGCGGAGCUAAUGCCGGCUCAAUAAGCACGCCAUUCGGCAGCGGUUCCUUCGCGAGCUCGUAUGCGAAUUCUGAUAGUAAAUACGGACGAUGAAAGAAGCGACGACCACUAUCAUUGAAAAUGGACUACGUAACUACGUAACAUUAACUUAAUUGUACUUGUGCACUUAUUGUAUGUACAAAUACUCAUAUUUUCACGCAAAAUAAAUUUAUUUACAUGAAAUAUGAAAA